ACUGUUGCACUCAUCAAGAGGCUCGCUGCUUCCCGGUGUGUUCCUCGUCCCGAGCCGAUGGCUCGAGGGACGACGGAGCGUUUCAGUAGUAAACACCAGUUGGCGUAAGACAGUGUCGGAUGGCUGUCAUCGUCCUGCGGUCGCUACCACGAUACGUGAUGUAUGUACAAUCAGGCGGUGGUGUGCGUACGCUAACCGCGUGUGUAUCAAUGUUCGUUUCUUAAGAGACUUGCACGGGUAUUCGUGCAUACAAACGUGCAUGCGUGCAUGCGUGCGUGCGUACGGAAGCUUAUUUGCCCUCGUGCUUUGAAGUAGUCGUGACGACGCGUUGUUAUAUACUUACUUGUGGCAUUGCCCACUACGUUUAUCGAAAGUGUACACCGUUAUUACUUUUACAUAUUCAAUUCAACGUUACACCUGUUCUCUCUGGUCCUGGUGUCGUUCACCGAGGUGUCUGGUUGCCCCAACGUCACAACUUUCUGUCUAUCCGACGAAAUCGAUGCAAAGUGGAUGUUGAGGUGAAAGAGUAGCGAGGUGUGGUUGACAGGUGGAAAAGAGUCGAAGUUCGCGAGAUAGCACCACGCGUCACGCAGGGGUGGUGGGUCUAUGGGGGGCUCCGCCCCAGCGGCCCCCCGGCGCCAGUCCAAACGGAAACUGCCGGAACGGUGCUAUCCUGGCAAGGUCCAAGACCGCCCCGCUUCCGGUACCACCGUCAAAACGGAUGAAGAGCCCCUCCAACAUCAUGAGGCAGUCUAGCCUCACCAAGCUUGGCUCCAUGAUCAAUACCGCCGUGAACAAGAGAGUCGGCAAUGGUGACAUACAAUGGUGUUUCUCUCAGGUGAAAGGAACAUUAGAAGACGAUGUCACUGAAGCUGAUAUAAUUUCAUGUGUUGAAUUUAACCAUGAUGGUGAUCUUCUUGCAACAGGAGAUAAAGGUGGUCGGGUUGUUAUUUUUCAAAGAGACCCAGUUAGUAAAAACAGUAUACCUCGGAGAGGUGAAUACAAUGUAUACAGCACCUUUCAAAGUCAUGAACCUGAAUUUGAUUACCUGAAAUCAUUAGAAAUAGAAGAAAAAAUUAACAAAAUUAGAUGGUUAAAAAGAAAAAAUCCAGCACAUUUUUUACUUUCCACAAAUGAUAAAACAAUUAAAUUGUGGAAAGUCAGUGAACGAGAUAAAAGAGUAGAAGGUUAUAAUACAAAGGAAGAAAAUGGUACAAUUCGUGAUCCUGCUUGUAUCACUUCUUUAAGGGUUCCAACUAUAAAACCAAUGGAAUUAAUGGUAGAAGCAUCUCCAAGAAGAAUAUUUGCCAAUGCGCACACCUAUCACAUAAACAGUAUAAGUGUCAACAGUGAUCAGGAGACAUACCUCAGUGCUGAUGAUCUUAGAAUUAAUCUUUGGCAUCUUGAGAUCACAGAUCAGAGUUUUAAUAUAGUAGAUAUUAAGCCAACUAAUAUGGAGGAGCUAACUGAAGUAAUAACCGCUGCGGAAUUUCACCCGGCAGAAUGUAAUGUCUUGGUAUAUAGUAGUAGUAAAGGAACGAUUAGACUCUGUGACAUGAGAUCUGCUGCGCUUUGCGACCAACAUAGUAAACUCUUUGAAGAACCAGAAGAUCCAACAAAUAGAAGUUUCUUCUCCGAAAUCAUUUCCAGUAUAAGCGAUGUAAAACUUAGUAAUUCAGGAAGAUAUAUGAUCAGUAGAGACUACCUCAGUGUGAAAGUGUGGGAUUUACAAAUGGAAACAAGACCUAUUGAAUGUUACCCUGUACAUGAAUACCUAAGAUCAAAGUUAUGUUCAUUAUAUGAAAAUGAUUGUAUCUUUGACAAGUUCGAAUGUUGUUGGAGUGGUAAUGAUUCUGCUAUUAUGACGGGUUCAUACAAUAAUUUCUUCAGAGUAUUCGAUCGUACGACUAAACGUGAUCUCACAUUGGAAGCAGCACGUGACAUUGCCAAACCAAAAACACUUUUAAAACCACGUAAAGUUUGUACUGGCGGUAAACGUAAAAAAGAUGAAAUUAGCGUUGACUGUCUUGAUUUCAAUAAAAAGAUAUUACAUACUGCUUGGCAUCCAUCUGAAAAUGUAGUAGCUGUUGCUGCUACAAAUAAUCUCUUCCUAUUUCAAGACAAACUCUAGCACAUCUGUAUGCAAAUCAUUCAACGGUAUAUGUUGACGUGAGCAAGGCACGUUCAACUAAAAAGUCCCAGUGGAACAAGGGGUGUCUGAAUUACACUGACGAAAGUUGACUAUUUUAUAUAAUAGUUGACUGACUGAAAAGUGGUGUACGUAGCGCCGUCCACACAGCUCACAUAUUCAUACACACUAUGUAUACACAGAGGCAUACAGAAUUGCACGUAACACCUUGUCGCGCGUAUAUAUGUGUAUAAAUACAUGCAAGCAAAGACGCAUAGUUCUCCAAACUAUUAAAUUCCGCUAGUUAAAAUAAAAUGCACGGAAUCAUUGCCUAUUGAUGAAGAGAAAUGUACAGUUUAAUCAAUCAAUAGACUCGUGUUGGCGGUUAUUAUUUAACUAUUCUAAUAGAAAAUUAAUACUUUCAGUUUGCUUGUAUCAUAGAAAUUUUGAUACCGUACAACUUAAAGUGUUUUUUAAUAUAGGUGAUUUUUCUACGUAUGGAAUGAUAUAUAUAAAAGGAAAUGCAUCAGUAGGACCAAGUGCAGAUAGAAUUAAAAGUCAUUAGAUGCGAUAAAUGUAUCCCAAUAAUUAUAUAUCUUUGCUUAAUAAUUUUCCAAAGUAAAAAUGCCUAGAUAUGCAAAAUUAAAUAUAGGGAUGAUUAUAUGUGCCAAUGAGAUUACAGAUUUACAACUCAUUUAUUCUAAUCUUAAUUUAAUAUUCUUUGUUCGGUAAAUUUUUGCGCAGUAAAAUUUUAAUUAUUUUAAAAUAAAAAUUUUUUUUAUCGAUAACUGAUCCUGAUAUUUAUCAAAUCUAUUGCUGAUAUUAAAAUAUUUUCAUAAUUGUUGCAUUUAAAGUAUACUAUUAAAUAUAUAAAAAAAAAAAAAUCGAAGCUUUCGAUAAUUUUAAUUAGUCGUUUAUUUUUAUUACCUACUAAAAAAAAAAAAAAUUAAAUAGUAGGCCUAUAUUCUUGUGUCCUUAUUUUUUUGAGUAAAAUAUCACAUAUACAUGGCAUGUCAGUUAAAGACAAAUAUUCGCCGAUACGAGUCAAAAUAUAAAAAGACAAGACAAAUUCACCGUCUAUUAAAAGUUCGGAGAAAAAUUAAUAUCAAUGCAUUGUAUACACUAAACAGUAAAUGAUAUAGGUGUAAAGCACCAUUCAUCAGUUGCCGCUUUCUAAUAAAAAAAAAAUAAAUAAAUAAAUAAAAAAAACUCAAUAAAGAAAUAUAAAGAAGUUGUGGUAACUAUAAGUGGAAUACAGAUUUUCUAAUAUUUCUUAUUGACAACUUAUUAACACUUAUACACUUACACAUAUAAGCAGCGAUUUCGUACACGAAUAAAAAUAAAAUAAAAAAGUGCAUUUGACGAUGGUAAGCUGCGCUUGCAGAGUUUAUGUAAAUUAAAUAUGUGCUGAGUAAUAUAUAUAUAUAUAUAUUAUAUAUAUAUAUAUAUAUAUUAGCGGAAUAUAACGUCAAAAUUACGUAAAAUCUAUGGAAAAUAAAAUUCGAUUAUGUGAUUCAAACAUACGCGCGGAUUAUCGAUUGCGAUCAAGGUGAAUAAAAUUGGACAUUUUUUUUAUCGAUGAAAACCAAUAGCAAAAAUUAUCUUAGUGACAUGUACUUUACAUUAAUGACUUAAAUUGUACAUGAUCGAGAAUUAGAAUUAAUAAUUUUCACGUGUACAGAUAAGAAUUCUUGAGUCACAAGCAAAUAAACGACUUACAAUACAAGCAAUCAUAUAAUUUUAUAUAAAAAAAAAUAAUAUAUAUAUAUAUAUGAUCGCUAUGCUAAAACAGUUCUAAAAGAUUCGUUCUCUCCCAUCUCCUAAUUUCUAAUCACUUCUCCGAAAGAUCUGCUAUAUGGCCAAAAAUAAAACACACGUGAUAUGAAAAAUUAUUUUAAAUUAUGCGCUUUGAAUGAUUUCAUUUAAUCAUAUUCUUAUUCAAAUAAUAUUAAAUCUUAAGUUUUAAAUAUCAGAAAUAAUAAAUUAGGUAUUUUAUGCGUUGAAUUUCGAAAUCCAAUUUAAUUUAAAAAUAUAAUAUUAUAUAUUAUCACGUUUCUUGCAAUGUAGUUUUCAAGUGUCUAACAAAAAAAGAAAAAACAUUUAAGAAAUUUAGUUGCCCUGUUUCUAUAUUAACGCAAAAGCAAUAAUAAAAGAAAAAAAAUAAUCUUUAUAACUUUAUGCAAUACAACGCAUGAAACGUAAUAAUUAUGUACCAAACCAGAACUAUUAUUCAGUAUCUUUGUAACAAGAUGUUUAGACAAUUGAAUGUUCAUGAAAGAAAGGAAGCGAAAAGACGCACGAAAAUUAAAAAUUAAAAAAUCAUAAUUGAUAAGCUAUAAUAGUAAUUUGUUUUCAAAAAGAUAUAAGCGAAGAAACCGUGAAAUUCGUUCUAAUCGAACAAAACGUAGACUUAUUUUUACAAUUAAGUAAUAUUAAUAUUAUUACUGCUAUUAUUAUAAUUAUUAUUAUUAUAAUUAUUACUAUUAUUAUUGAUAUUAUAGGGACUCUGCGUAACUUGUUUAUUUUGUUAACUGCUAUGCAGGUUUAGUCACGGUGAUGACGACUUGAUCUGUUCGGUAAAUUAGAUAGCAUGAUGAUAUAAUUAAUUACAAAUCGUGUUUGAUUGACCGGAAUAAAAUGAUACUUGUUCGCGCAGUAAAAAGUUUUACGGAAACCGUUAUAUUCCGAAACACUUGAAGUAUGCAACGAAGAGCCCGGGGCUCCCGUUAGAUCCUUCUUAAAAUAUUUGUAAAAUCGAAUGCUAACGGGAUCGAUGAAUAUGAGACAAAUGAAAUAUAACAAACUAUCAAAAACAAUGGAUUCAAACUAUAUUGAUUCAAACUAACUAGGUAUAAAGUUUAUUUAAAAGGAAAUGCAAUUUGUAUCCGCUUGCUUGAUAUGUGAGGUGAAAUGGAGGUCUCGUAUGUAUGGAUCCCUUUCAAAAAACAUUUUGAAUAUUAAAAAAUGCCUUACAACUGGUCGUAUCAUCGCUGCAUCCGUGCAUCGGACAAUCCGAAUUGAAAUAAAUGAAGAUAAAAAAAAUCGCUGAGCAGAGUAGAAUUUUGGCACGCAGGACCUGUCUCGUUGUGAUAUAAUAAACGUCAUUGUAUUACUAGCCGAAUGUUGAAGCUCUAUUUUUAUUAAGGUACCAUGUAUUAUUAGUCCAUACUUAGCGAUUUUAUAGUGAAUACAUAUAUAUCUUUUUACCUGUCUUGCGUGAAAUACAAUGAAACAAAAUUCCAAUAGCGAGACUCAAAAUAUUCGGAAGUUUAUUUGUAUAAGAUUUAUCUAAGAUUAAUUAUUUUUGAGUAUUUUUCUUAACUUUACUAUUCUAUGAUUCAUUUCUUCUCGCUAAAACACGCAAUUAGGUAAAAAGAACAAUUAUGGUAUCCAUUGUCAAGUUAAGAUGAAUCGUGCCAUAGAAUAUUAUGCGUAAAGAAUACUGUCAUUUUUACUGUCUGUUUUAUAUUGUAUUCUAUUAUCUUUUCAGCGGAAAAAAACAAAUCGAGAAAAAAACAUUUGAGUUCUUUUCGAGAUUUCCAAAAUUAAUUACGUCUGUUUGCACGGUACAGAUCUUUACGAGAAAUUUACGCUACAAAAAUGUAAAAGAUCACAGAACUGAUGUAACUUGAAGAAAGCGUAAGGCAUCUAGAUAGUGAGAAGAAUGAUGUAAAGCAUAAAUGAGAAAAUAAUGAGCAAAACUGUCGAAA
Apis florea (little honeybee) is the source of this 5838-nucleotide messenger RNA. It is a transcript of the gene tws, whose product is annotated as protein phosphatase 2 regulatory subunit tws. The record is from RefSeq and is a predicted model, not a curated record. Lineage: Eukaryota; Metazoa; Arthropoda; Insecta; Hymenoptera; Apidae. Gene Ontology annotation, molecular function: protein phosphatase regulator activity; protein binding. Gene Ontology annotation, cellular component: protein phosphatase type 2A complex.